Paramecium tetraurelia is the source of this 4875-nucleotide messenger RNA. RefSeq lists its product as uncharacterized. The transcript is spliced from 4 exons. The record is from RefSeq and is a predicted model, not a curated record. Lineage: Eukaryota; Ciliophora; Oligohymenophorea; Peniculida; Parameciidae.
AUGAACACCAAUUAAGCAUUUGGUUUGAGCAACAAGAAAAGUGGCUGCAUAUCAUUGUUUAUGAGCAGAGCAAAAUAAUUAAUCUAUACAAUUGCACUUCAAUAACUUGGUGGAGAACAAUAACCAAUAAUAAUAAAUUGCUUUGUCAUCCUUAUUCAAUAUUUCUAGUUAGCAUCUCUAUUGUUUGGUCAAAAUUUUUUGAGAAUUUGGAAAAAUUAUCAUGUUUCACAAGGAAUCCACGAUUUUCUAUAGUAUUUUCUUAUUUCUCCUUAUACAUUAACAUUUGAUUAUUCGUCUCUUUUGAUUAUGCAUUAUGUCUGUGUAGGGGUUUUUGUGGUUAUGACGAUGUUAGCCUGUUUCAUAGGUUUUAAUAUAAAGAAAAGGAAGGAGGAAAAUAGUUGGAUACUAUUGAUAUUGAAGAUUAUAAUAAAUUUGUUCCUUUCAAUUUUAUUUCUUCCAUUCAUCGAUAUAUUCAUAUCAAUUAUAGAUUGCUAGGAUGAUGGAUAUGGAAAUUAAGUACAUUAUUAUUUUACAAAUUAAUAAUGUUGGGUAGGGGCACAUAUACUUCAUGGAAUUAUCGCCAUUAUUAUACUUUUAAUCUUUUAUGGAUUUUGUAUGAUUUUAGGAGGAAUUUAUUAUGAAUUGAAAUUUAUCCCUGAUUAAGCCAACUCAUAAUAAAAUGGAAAGAUUUCAGGAUAUUUAUACACCUAUCUAUUGAUAGUGGUAAUUCUAAUAAGACUUAUAAAAGAUUAAAAAUAUUAGUAUUUGGAAAUAAUAAUAAUAUUGAUAGGUAGUUUAAUAUUAUUAAAGAAAUUUCAUAUGGAUUAACCCUAUAACUCUAUGAUCAUACAAAAGUGUUGGUCAAUUACAGUUGGAUUGAAUUUUUGGGGAAUCCUGCUACUAUGCUGUGCAAAGAUUCUGGAGUAACGUUAUUUUAAUGGGAUUAUAUACACUUUUCUUGUUGGAUUACCAAUACUUGCAGUUUCAAUAUUAAGAAUAGAAAAAUAGAAUUUUGAUCUCCUUUUAAUAAACCAUUCAAAGGUCAAAUAAGUGGAGGAUAUUAUCAAUUAGACCAAUUAUUUAGUGAAAUUACUAAAUUUAAUUAAAUUUGAAGAUAAUACUUAAAUAAUCAUUGAUGCCUUUUUAGAAAUCCAUAAAGGCACAUGUGUUUAAAGUGAUUGUUAUUUGAAAGUGAAGAAUUAAGCAAAUAUAAAAUUAAGUAAUGCUUUACUUAGGGAUUCAUCUUUAACUGAAAGAGAGGUCGAUUUAAUUUGUGUUUUAGGAUAGAUUUAUAAUAGUUAGAUCAAAAGAUUCCCAGAAUCAAUUCAAUUGAGAAUCCAAUAUGCCUACCAUUUAUCAGAUUAUAUGAGAUAAUUACAGUAGGCUUACAAUGAAUUAAAGCAAGUUGAAUAUAUGAAUUUAUAAUUUGAUGAGGAAUUCAUAAUCAUGAGAAAAAGGUCUUAAAUUUAAGAACAAUUAGAUACAUUUUAGAAUGAAAACUUCGGGAAGGUUGACACAGAAACUGAGAUCACAUUUCAGAAUAAUUAUCGAUAACUUCAAUAAUUAAUUGAAGAGACAACCCUGAUCUAAAUGGAUUUUUGGUCUUUAUUACAAGAAGAUUUCCCAGAUUUUCAGAAACUCUAUAAAAAUGGCUAAAAUGUAAGUAAACUACUUCUUUAAAUUGAGUAAUUGUGGUUCAAAAUCGAAAAAACAGCUUAGAACCUAUCAAAAGCCUUAAGACUCUAUGGAACUUUUAUAAAAGAGGUUAUCUAAGAUGAAGAAUAUGGUGAUGAAAUGUUAAAACAAUCCGUCCUUAAUUCACUGUAAUAUUAAUAAAGUAAAAAGUAAGUUGUUACUUUCAUAUCUGGAGAAGAUAUUGGAUUCGAACCAUAAGCUACUGUGAUUGUAUCAACUUCAGUAGAAAAGUUUGCUUAAGUGAUAACUCUGAAUCAGUCAUGUUGUAGAUUGAUUGGCUAUACGAGAUAAGAAAUAAUAAACAGAAAGAUCAAUCUAUUUAUGCCAAAUUUAUAUACAAAAUUUCAUGAUCAUUACAUGGAAAGAUUUUUAAUUACAAGCGAUAUAAAGAAUAUCAAUAAGGAGAGAUUCAUCUUUUUAAAGGAUAAAUAAAAUUAUCUAAUUCCUUGUUAAAUUGUUUUGCGAAUAUUGCAUACACUAGAAGAAAAUGUAAAUCUAGCAGCUCAAUUUAUAACCAUUAAAUCAUUUAAACCAACUUGUUAUUUUAUUUUGGAUAAUGAAUACGUCAUCGAUUCUAUGUCUGCAUCUGUAUUUUCAUUCUUUGGGAUUGAAAACAGACAUUUAACACAAAAAAAGGCAUAUUUUUAGUAAUUAUUCCCAGAUUUCUUUGAUGAGUUGGAGACUUGUAAAACCAAAUUUGGAGGUCGUCUCAAAUAUUUCCCUGAUAAUCUCAAAAGAACAGUCCAUUAAUCUCUUUCGAGUAUAAAUGCAUUAGAAAAAGAACUUGAGUUUAAUUGCAUAUUAAGAGAAAUUAUGAAUGCAUCAGUUAAUGAAAUAACAGGAUAUUAUGUAAAGCUAGAAUUAAUUAAUGAGACCUAGUAAUAAUAACGGUUAGCAUCUGUUAAAAAAAUAGGGGUAAGGAAUUUAUAAUUUAAAUAUAUGAUCAAUGAAUAGAUUUAUCUAGGGGAUUUCAUUCUAGAAGAAAAUUCAAAAUUAUCAAAUAGUAUUCAAUCAAAUUCAGUGGAUCAUUCCUUUGAAUCUUAGAAUAAUCAUCAUAAUGAACAUACACAUAAGGAGUCUAGUAGACGUAGAUCAACAAGGUUUGGAGACAGAUUCUAAGUAAUGAUAGAUUAUUCAGAAAAUAUUAGAACUUUAAGAUUAUUUGAUAAUAAACUCCAAGAAGUAGAGGAUGAGGAAAGUUAACUUUCUGAUGAGGAUGAAAGAGAAAGUGUCUUUUAAGAUUAGAUUGAAAUUAAAUCAAGUUAAUCAUAGCUCUAUGAAUUUGAUAACAAUAUAUUUCAUUCUAGGAAGAAAUUAUAGAAAAUCAUUGCUUCCUCAAAUACACCAAAGGCCAUAAUCAGAGUUACAUGGAUUGCUAAUAUUAUUGCCCUUAUCAUACUAACAUUGUCUAUUAUUGAUUAUUCUAUAUCGAAUUCACAAUCAGAUCAAAUUUAUGAUACAAUCCUUUUAACAAAUCAAGGGAAUAUUCGAAAUAGUGAAUUAGGUAUCAUAUUAAGUUCAGUCUUAAAUUUGUAGCUCUUAAGCAGAAAUGUUUUCAAUAUGAAUAAAACAUAAGCUACUUAGUAUGAAUAACAAUAGAAAUAAUUCAUUAAUGAUUCAAUUUCGAUGAUUAAUGAUAUCAAUUAGCAAAUUCUACUAUUGGUAGACAGUAUGACUUCUUCAGCCUUUGAAUUUGAAUACAACUUGAUUAAUAUCAAAAUUAAAUAGAAUUAAGAAACUAUUCAAUUAUAUAACCUAAAUUAAGCUAUCCAAUAAAUUCUGAGUAAGUCAUUAAUACUAAAAGAUAAGAAUUUAGAUGUUUCAUUUGUAAAUUAUAACUUACUAAAUGAUAUAUAUUAGUCUUUAAAAUAAUCUUCCAAUUAUUUUAUUGACAAUCUCAUUACAAAUGCCUCCAAAAAGUAUACAGCCAUUCUAUUACUGUUAUUAAUAUCAAUCUCAACAAUUAGUAUUGGUAUUUUACUUAUCGUGAUUGCAAUGUUAUCGGUUUCAAAGUCUUAAACUGAAAUUUUACAAUUAUUUUUGAAUUUACCAGACAAGACUAUUAGAUAUUUGUAUAGAUAAAGUGAAAAUUUCUUAUCAAAUCUGUAAAUAGGGGAAGAUGGGGAUCUCACUUCUGAAAAUGAUAGCAAUUAAGAUCAAGAGGAGAAACAUGAUCAUAAACAAUUACAAAAUACUUUAAAAACAAAAAGAACAAAAAAGAAAUUUAAAAAUAAUAAUGGUGAAGAUAAUUAUCAUAUCUAUGCAAUCAUUAUUACAAUGCUCUUAAUUUAAUUUUAUUUCAUUUUAGCCUUCAUCUUUAGUAAAACAUAGGUCGAUUAAAUUGAAAUAGUUUGUUCUGAAUUCAAUUUAACAGCAAGAAGUGAAUCCUACUUUCGCUUUUCAGAAAUAAGUUAAAAGUCCUUGUUUUAUUCAAGAAAUAUGAAUAUUUUGAAUUCUGAUCCUUACGACCACGUGAUGCAGAACAUUGAUGAAUUAUUCAACCAUGAUUCCAUUUUUUAAGAAUAUCAUUCUCAAAACAUUGAAUUACUUGAUUCAGCCUAUAUUGAUGCUUUUACCUCUUUAUAUGUAUAUAAUCCUUGUGAUAUACUAAAUGAUUAAGACUAAUAGAUCGAUAUUGAUAUCUGUAAUUAAUUUAUGGACAAAGCAUUCUCAUAGGGUCUUAAUGUAGGAUUACCAAGAUUCAUAGAAAACCAAAGGUAUUUGAUGACUAUCUAUAAUUAAUUCUAUGGUAAUCCAUCAGCAAAUUUUACUCUCUUGGCUCGUGGAUUCACGAGUUUUAGAAAUAUUACCAAAACAAGUGACAAUAGUACCAAUUUUAUACUUAAUUUAAACAACUUUGUAUAAGCUUAAGAGAAUAGAGAAGUCCAGCAUUUGUAUUUUAAAAGUGCAUUUAGAUAUUUAACAAAUAAAUUUAUCCUAGGAUUCAAGAAUGAUUUAAAUACUUUAAAAUUACAAAGACUGGCUAUUUUUAUAGUAUUUUUAAUAUUCUUAAUUGUGAUUUAUUUUUUAUUUUGGCUUCCUUUGAAUUUAACUCUUACUAAGAAUAUGCUUGAUGCAAGAACGAUGAUAUUGAUGAUCCCUUUGAGAAUCAUUCAAAGAAUCAAAUAAUUGAAAGAUUACAUAAGAUAUAAUAUUCAAGAAGUAGGUUAGGAUGUUUGA